Cantharellus anzutake is the source of this 944-nucleotide messenger RNA. RefSeq lists its product as uncharacterized. Lineage: Eukaryota; Fungi; Basidiomycota; Agaricomycetes; Cantharellales; Hydnaceae. The record is from RefSeq and is a predicted model, not a curated record. The transcript has 3 exons. The coding region runs from base 338 to 826 and encodes 162 amino acids.
AACUUGGUGGAGGAAUCUGCAGCAAUAAACAGAGCAGGAUCAAAUGCGCCCAGCCGGUGGGACCAUCGUUGGUUUGAGUCUCAUCUCGCAAAUAAAACCUGCCCUCUCGCUGGCGAUUCUUCCUUCCUCCUUACUAUGACCAACAACACUUCGCAUAGGGUAUGGUUUCCAUUCGCCAGUUCUAUCUCUUUGACAAACGCUGUAUCAACCUGACUGAAGGGCACGUAUCCCAGUUGCAAUUAACAGCACCACCAUGUCAACUACCAAUCCAACCCCCUUUGGCUUUUUGAGCACAGAAAACCUGUGAGUCAGUUGUAUCCCCCCGUCUUUACACAUUAUGCCAAUAGUUCUGUCCACGACUUUUAGGCAUACUUACGAACUAAAACCAUAUGUUUUGAAUGUCAUGCGUUCGAUACUCCUUGUUUCGUACGCUACAGGAUGUCUGGUUUUGUUGAUCGUCGCCAACGCACUUAUUUGCGGUUAUCUUAUGCUUCUGAGAUUUCGGCAAGCACUUGACAAAUGGUCGAUCGUCUUAUUGUUUCUCUAUCGAGACCCCAUGGUGAUUUGGAGGGGUUCCCAAUCAUGGACUGCUUGGAAUCUCUUUCAAGUCAGGACAGUGUUGCGAUCACCCGAAGGCAAACCCUAUACGUUGGAGUGCCCUAUAUGUUUCGAAGAAAUGGACACAGAGCGGGCCCCAACGACUGGCGCACCAUGCGGCCAUGUUCUUUGUCAAGUGUGUCGGGCUCAGAUCGUAAAGUAUGCUCGAAAUGGACCAACCUGCCACGCUUGCCGUAUGCCUUAUGAUAGUCCGGAAACGUCGGGCUAACCUGAGCCCUUACACCGAUGUAUUAGCAUACUCAGGUGGCCUGACUGCGUCACCCGAACUCAUUCUUCGCUGUUCGUCGCAUGUAAAGUAAAUCUAAUAAGGAGCUAGAAUUGAUGAA